Messenger RNA from Pterocles gutturalis (yellow-throated sandgrouse), 258 nucleotides. RefSeq names its product exendin-3-like. Gene Ontology annotation, molecular function: hormone activity; glucagon receptor binding. The record is from RefSeq and is a predicted model, not a curated record. The transcript is spliced from 2 exons. Gene Ontology annotation, biological process: negative regulation of apoptotic process; positive regulation of insulin secretion involved in cellular response to glucose stimulus; adenylate cyclase-modulating G protein-coupled receptor signaling pathway. Bases 1 to 258 code for a protein of 85 amino acids. Gene Ontology annotation, cellular component: extracellular region. Lineage: Eukaryota; Metazoa; Chordata; Aves; Pterocliformes; Pteroclidae.
AUGCAGCUCAGCCAGUGGCUGUACCUCUCCGGGCUGGUGUUUGCCGUGCUGAUCCCGGCGGGGUGGCAGAUGGGCCCCGAGGACCUGGGUGACACGUCCAGAUGGCAGUCCUACGAAUCCCAAAGCGCCCGGAGCUUCGCAUCCAACAUCAAGCGCCACUCGGAAGGCACCUUCACCAGCGACUUCACCCGCUACCUGGACAAGAUGAAGGCCAAGGACUUUGUGCACUGGCUCAUCAACACCAAGCGGUACAGGUAA